Trichoplax adhaerens is the source of this 1128-nucleotide messenger RNA. RefSeq lists its product as uncharacterized. Gene Ontology annotation, cellular component: cytoplasm. The record is from RefSeq and is a predicted model, not a curated record. Lineage: Eukaryota; Metazoa; Placozoa; Uniplacotomia; Trichoplacea; Trichoplacidae. The annotation marks the transcript as partial. The transcript has 8 exons.
AAGAAUCAUGUUGUGGCUUUAUUUGUAAUCAGUUUCGAUACUAAAAGUGGGAAUGUUGUCGAAUACUGUGUACCCAGUGGAGUACAAUUGAAUGCCGUUGAAUUUAAAGCAAUGCCAAGUGGUAGCCACACAGUCUCUGAAGAUUUUGUAUAUUUCAGAAAUGGCCAAGAUCUAUAUGGACUUAGCUGCUUUAAAAGAAUUCAAGUCGAUAACCAAGAAGAACGCGGUGUACGUAUGAAAUCAGUCGGAAUACUUUGUAAGCAUUUCAUAACCUUACAUUUACACAUGCCUUUCUUGGAGAGCGAAGUUGUAAAGCAGUUAAAUAGCCCGGGUAACUAUCAAAGAUUACAAGAGUAUUUUACCAAUAAUAUAGAUUUAAAUGAAUCCUUAAUUCAACCUUAUGGAAGUAAUACAUCAGUAUUGAAGGUAAGGUUAUUAAUUAGCGAAUAUACUGAAUAUCAUUAUAGCAUUACACAUCCUGCUGGAUGCUUUUCUCAGUUUAUUAAGUUUUUCGGUGUAAAGAUAUUUCCACUAUGGAGACUUAUUUUAUUACAAAAAAAAAUCCUAUUUUACUCCCCACCACCUGUUGGCAUCGCUUGCUAUCGGGUAUACUGCUGCAGCUUGUUGUCGUCAUCAUCCAUAUCGCUGCGUGAAUCACAAACUCAACCACAAUUCUACGUAAAUGUAGCUGACAUUGCCGAACUAUCAUCUACAAAAACUUAUGUUGCAUGUACCACGGAGAAAGUUUUUGAGAGUAAGAAAAACUUAUAUGACGCCUUCAUCGAUAUUCGGAACAUAAGUUCUACAUCUCCCAAUAUUGAACCUUUAACAAAAGUCACUUCUGAAGACAGAAAGAGAUUCGCUGCUCUUUCUCAAUUAAGGUUCAGUAUUCGAAUACACAUCUUUCGUAUAGGCUUACAAAAAUCUAUUUAUAAAUGUUUCAGAAUAGCAUUUUUCCGCGCUAUGAACGACAUCUUGUUCCAGAAAUUGACCGAUAUUUCAAGUAACCCGGAUCAUCAGAUUUCUAACUCGGAACUUGAGGAAAUGGGACUAUAUCCUGGUGCAGAUAAAGUAUUCUUAACUCAGUUAAUCGAGUUAUACAACUUUAAUGUUGAUUUACAACCGGAC